UAGCAAGGUUUAAAUGUGCCUAUGUUAACCACAUUGCACAUACAGGAAGCUCAGAGCAAUGCAGUCCACCUCUUACGUUUCCGUGAAAUCAUACCUCAGAAGGCUGCUUUUAACAUCAACAUGAAGACACUGUGUCUACUUUUGCUUUUACAUACAAGCCUUCAGCUCCAGUGUGACAAAAAAGAGAUCAGAGCACAUAUUGGAGGUGAAUUUAUUAUUGUCUGCAAGUACGACCGCAGACGUUUCCUGUUCAGCAAGAAGUACUGGUGCAGAGGAGCCUCCAGUAGUACCUGUGAGAUUUUGCGGGACACAGAUGGCGUUGCAAACACCCAUUACACACGCAGGUUGAGCAUUUUGGACACUAGAAGAGGUGGGCUCAUUGUGAAGGUAACAAAUCUACAAAUUGAGGACACUGAUGUUUAUUGGAUUGGGAUCGACAAACUAUAUGCUGACAUAAUGAUGUCAGUCAAUGUGGUUGUUACUGAAGUUCCAGUGGGUAAGCCCAGACUUUGGCCCCUGACCCCUCUGGUGGACGGUCCAACAUGCUGGGGGAAGCCAGUAACCAUCCGCUGUGGUUGUACACUGGGCACCGAUGUGUUUUAUGCCUGGUAUCAGCACAUUCACCACAAACGUUUGCUGCUCCUCAGCUCUUCCGAUUUAAGUUUACACUGCGGUACGGUAAUGGAGGACAGCGAGUAUUACUGCUCUGCCAGUAACAGCAUCAGCAGCGAGCAGAGUGAUACCCUCUCUGUUCAGGUCCUCAUGCCGGCCAACAGCAGCUGCAUCUAUGUUGUUAAUAUUCAGGGGCAGUCUAUCUAUGACUGUGCAGACAGAAUGAGGACCACCAUGGCUGAAACUUCAUCAACAACAACAACCUGCAUUGAAACCACAAAGAUCAACUCUGACACAUCAGAGCAGUUUUUACAAGUAAAUCAAACUGCUAUGCAUGUGUUUUUAAGCAGAGCGUGGACUGGAGCACCACUCUGGUAUGAGCUGCUGCGAUGGGGUUUUUUCACAGUCUUACUCAUAAGUGUGUGCAUUUUUAUCAGCUGUACAAAAACAAGACAUAAGAAACAUGGCAGAGAAAGGAAAAAGUUGAAUGUAUGGUAAAAUCCAGUUUUUGUUAAUUUUAGCUUCAUUUUUUAACACAUUUAGAAACAACAAAGUUCACCAAUGUGUUUCACAAUAAAGCCACAUGAAGAAUAAAAUAAACACAGAAUAAAACUAAUAAGUAAAAAAUAUCAACAAGGAAUUAAGGAAUGGAGUGCUCUUAAAGGUGUGUGAAUUAUGAGGAGAUACAAUAGAAAAGAUGGAUGAGACUAUAUAAAAAAAUUUAAAAGCAGGCAAUAAAGUUUACAAAUCUAUAUAAAAACAUGGAGGAACUCAAUGGUAUAAAUUCAUGUUAUUUUGGUCCCGGUUAAAAGAAAAUCUGUUGCAGUCUGGACAGUUCGGUAGUGGAAUCAAUGUGCCUGAAUGGUGUCGGCAUAUCAAUGAAAAGGAAUCUUGUGCUUCCCAAAAAAACAUCUUCCAGAGGCGUUAUAUAUGAAAUAAACAGCUAUGGACUGCCGGGUGCAGCAUUUGUAGUAAUAGACUUGCACUUUACAAUGAUAGUUCUUUUAAAGUUGUCAGACUCUAGAACACAGGAAUCAGAACCAUGUAUAAUAAAAAUAUUCUGUAAUGUACCAAGAUCCAAUGGUUUAAGCACAUCAAUGAGAAAUUAUUUGUUUACACAUAAAAAACAGAAGUAGAGGAUAUGAAAUAGUGGUCAUAAAUGCAAAGUACAAUUUGGCCCAACCGAUUUUUGAUUGUAUUUAUGACUGAGAUUUGCUGUUAACAUUCCAUGAUGUGCAAAUUAGUGUUUAAUAAUAAUCGGUUACCUUGUUACUAUUUUAUAUGUACUGAACAUUUCUGAAUCCUAUGUUCUGCUUUGUAUCUUCUAUGUAAAAACGUUCAGAUUUUUUUGUUGUUGCCAAACUUUGUAUUUACUCCAGUAAAGUCCUAUUGAGGAGUAUGCAGUUGUUGCAGCUGAAAUGUAGGUGGCUAUAAACUAAUUACAGUUCAAUAGAGUUUUCAAAUUUUAUGACAGGGUGUACAGGUUUGUAAGGCAAGUAUUUUUAUUAUUGCAAAAGACAUUUUUAUUAUUGCAAAUGACAUAUGUUUGUAUACUUGGAAAACUUACACAAUUGCAAUUACAAAAUGUUAAUGUUUACAGUACAUUUUGUUUGAUCUGGUUACAUAAAUACACAAAUAUACAUAUAUCAUCAAUAUAUUAUUAUCUGAUAUAGAUCAACAAUCUCUAGCUGACUGGUAAAUGUACUUGCUGGGCUGGGUACACCUUAUCAUGCUCUAGGAGUGUCCCGUUUGCUGAGCUCAAACAUUGGAAAAUGGUUUUUACAGGACUUCUAGAAAUGUUCAGUUACCUUCACAUUCAUUGUACAAAUGGUAUCUCCCUCAGCUUAUCUUUUGUUAAUAUGACAUGUA
Messenger RNA from Girardinichthys multiradiatus, 2481 nucleotides. RefSeq lists its product as uncharacterized. Bases 22 to 1110 code for a protein of 362 amino acids. The record is from RefSeq and is a predicted model, not a curated record. The transcript is spliced from 5 exons. Lineage: Eukaryota; Metazoa; Chordata; Actinopteri; Cyprinodontiformes; Goodeidae.